Molecule: messenger RNA, 2456 nt
Organism: Mauremys reevesii (Reeves's turtle)
Lineage: Eukaryota; Metazoa; Chordata; Testudines; Geoemydidae
Product: butyrophilin subfamily 1 member A1-like
Exons: 6
Coding region: 412-1218 (268 amino acids)
Source: RefSeq, a predicted model, not a curated record
CCCACGGUUUCCGGCGAGGUAAUUGACAGUGUUACUUUCACUUUCCCCGGGCGAACGCUGCGAGCCGAACGCAGGUUCAUCGAUUCGGAAUAAAACCAAAUUUCUUUUAACAACGUUCUGCGGAAAAGCCAGGACACGAAAUUGCAGCUCUUUGAUCACCAAAAUUUGCUGAGCAACGUGCGUGAGAAUCGGGACCAGUCAAUGACCAUGUCACUGUCCCAGCCAAAGGGGUGAAGUCUGGCCACACCCGGGAGAUUUUAAACUUCACAAAAAACCCAACCAGUUUUAAAGAAAAUCAGAUCAAUGAAGCGGUGGCAGUCACUGGCUAAGCACCUGGAAGCUCACCCAGCUUGAAGGGUCACCCAGCAUUUAACAACAGUAGCCUCUUCUGCAGAUCAAGUUACAGUGAAGAUGAAGGUUCUUUGCAUCUGUUCUAGCUCCACAGUGAGCGCCUCUCUGCCUGAUUUCAUCAUUUUCUUCAUUAUUUAUCACAUUCACAAGUUGGAAUCAGCCCAAUUCAGAGUGAUGGGUCCUGGUCACCCUGUCACUGCCAUUGUGGGUGAGAACAUUGUGUUACCCUGUCACCUGUCCCCCAGGAUGAGCGCUAAGAACAUGGAGGUGAGAUGGUUCCGAUCUGAGUUCACUUCAGUUGUUCACCAGUAUCAUGAAGGAAAGGAUCAGUAUGGAGAACAGAUGCCAGACUAUCAUGAAAGGACCGAGCUUUUGAAAGCUGGCAUCACGGAUGGGAAUGUUUCCUUGCAGAUUCUUAAUAUCAGCUGCUCAGAUGAAGGACAAUACAGCUGCUUUGUUCAAGAUGGUUCUUUUUAUGAAGAAGCCCUAUUGGAACUGAAGGUAGCAGAUUCCUUUUUCCCGAGGGUGAAUCCAUGGAUGGUGGCUCUGAGUGUGAUCCUGGUGGUUUUGUUUGUUUCCAUUGGCCUCACUGUUUAUCUAUUUAAAAUAAAAGGACAUGGGCCAGCCGCAGAUGCUCUUCAAAGAGAACUCGGUAAGUGUUUCUAUUUCUCAAAUGAAGCCUUGUCCAUGUUAUUGAAACUAUCCCUGGAUCCGUCACCCUCCUUGAUCCAUCACCCUUCUGGAUUUAUCACCCCUGGAUCUGUCACCCUUCUGCCGGGUGGAGUCGGCAGCAGCAAAGGCUGGGUUUACUAUCGGGGUUCCUCUGAACAAUCCAAAACAGAAACAACUUCAGCCUCCACCCAGUAAUCUGGGAAAACUUAGCACUGCCUCUGGGCCCCUCUAAGAGGCAAAACGUCCCACUCACCUGCACUGAGUCCAUGUGGAAGAAAAGAAAACUUUCAUUACAAGGGAAAGGGAACCCAGCAACAUUUUUGGGAAACACCACAGCCGCGAUUCCAAACCGUAAGCAAGCACCCACCCUACAGCGCCUUGGGCAGUGUCCUUUGCCUCAGUUUCCUAACUUGCUGUGUGAAAAUUUGAUAAAUGAAUGUCUUGUUAACGCACCUCUCCCUUCACUGCACCCCACUCCCAGUCAGUUGUGCUUAAUUAGCAAAGACCCAGCCUUCAGAGGUGCCCUCACAUGGGUUCACCUCCCGCACCUGAAAGGUGGGGGAGGGGACAUUGAGCAAUGCAUCUGCUUCUGCCUCUGCAACUCCGCCAGCACUUGCUGAUGCCUUUGCCACAGCUGCUGCUGCUCCCGGCUGCUGCUGCUCCUGCUGGUUUCUCUUCUGUUGCUCUCCAGUCACUAUGUCUGCUGCUAUCUCUGCCACCGCACAGCUCCACUGCUGUUACUUAUCACUGCUGCUAAUGACCACACACUGCCACGUCUGCAAUGCUGCAUUCUGAGGUUCCACCACCUACCCAGUGAGUUCAGCAGGCAGUGGGGAACCUGCCUAAUGAAAUCACCAUUAUUUUUCAUUGCCACAUUGUCCUUACACCAGAUCAAGGUUUGGAUCCUAGACCUGCUCAUCAGUUGUUUCAGUUCUAACAAUCACUCAACAGAAACAAGGACUCUCCAUUGAGUCAAGUCAGCUCUGGCUUUAAACACUGGAGAGAGGAGGGUAAAAUAGCAUUUGGACUUUUUAAGGAGAGUUUAUACCAUCAGGCAGGAACAUCUAUCCCUCCCUCUGCUUUGAUUUUCAGUGGGAUUUGGCAUUCCUAUGUCUGCUUAACAAGUGACUAAGUACAGUUCUGCUGCCCUUUACUCAUAGAAUGUGGAUACCAACAUUUCAUUACCCCUGCAUUCAAUGCUAAAGUGAAUUGUGAUCCAAAACCAGAUGAAAUUAAUCAUUUUGGCAAAAGCAACUCUGUUUGCAGAGCACCUAAGCAGGGUAGGUGUGUGUGCAAAAAUGGGCUGCCGCUGAAGUCUUUUUCCCAGUUCAUCAGUAGAGAGUUCAUUCACGCCCUGCUCAUCUAUUUUAUACUGCUUCUGAGCACUGUACUAUCUGAAGACCUUGACAGAAUUUCAGUAGAAAUAAGGUCCA